AUGCGAGAAUACAAGCUAGUUGUCCUCGGUUCUGGCGGUGUAGGCAAAUCAGCUUUGACUGUGCAAUUUGUUCAAUCCAUCUUUGUUGAAAAAUAUGAUCCCACCAUUGAAGAUUCUUAUCGCAAACAAGUCGAGGUUGAUGGCACGCAAUGCAUCUUGGAAAUUCUCGACACCGCUGGCACCGAACAAUUCACCGCUAUGCGCGACCUUUAUAUGAAAAGCGGGCAAGGUUUCCUUUUGGUCUAUUCCAUCACAAGCAUGGUCACACUCAACGAUCUGGAACCAUUACGAGAACAAAUUUUACGUGUCAAGGAUUCGAAUAGCGUGCCUAUGGUCCUUGUAGGCAACAAGUGUGAUUUGGAACAAGAGCGUAUGGUGCCAAGGGAACAAGGCAUGAUGCUAUCACAACAAUGGGGCAGCAAGCCAUUCUAUGAGACCUCCGCCCUGGCAAGGAUUAAUGUCGAUGAAAUUUUCUUUGAUCUUGUUAGACAAAUCAAUCACCAGAACCCCACAAAGGAAAAACAAAAAAAGAGAUUGAAAUGCAUUGUGCUGUAA
Lichtheimia ornata is the source of this 555-nucleotide messenger RNA. RefSeq lists its product as uncharacterized. The coding region runs from base 1 to 555 and encodes 184 amino acids. Gene Ontology annotation, molecular function: GTP binding; GDP binding; GTPase activity. Gene Ontology annotation, biological process: signal transduction. Gene Ontology annotation, cellular component: plasma membrane. The record is from RefSeq and is a predicted model, not a curated record. Lineage: Eukaryota; Fungi; Mucoromycota; Mucoromycetes; Mucorales; Lichtheimiaceae. The transcript is spliced from 3 exons.